AUGAUGUCUAGUUACAUUAGUUGUAGCGAUACGCUUCUACAGUUCGCACAGCAACUUGUAAAUUUCUUUGCACCACCACUAGAAGUUGAAGAGGCACCACCGCUAUUGGAACGAGAAACCACUUCAUCGGACAAUCCUUACAUUACCACUGGUGAAGAAUCGCCUCCUGAAGACUCAAUGGACUAUGCACCACAGUCAUCGAUGGACUCUGUUACUCAUGCUCAACAACUGCCAAUGACAGCAUCUACAAGUACUUUCAAACAAACAUCGAGUUUGUUGGAGCGCAAUGGAGUGCAGAUGCCACAUUUAAGCCAGCUAUCUGGCACUGCAGGAAAUCAACCAUUGUCUGCUGGUCAUCAUCAAGUCGCGUCAACAGGUCAGUUCUAUAUGAACGCAUAUUAUGCGGGUCUAUUUUCUGAGGUAACAAUGUUAGUGGUGAAAUCUGAGUCGAAAUAUCCUCCUAUGACAUUGGGUGGUGUAAUCGGCAUCCGUCGACCACGUACUACUUCCCAGAAUUACAAUAACAAUCUCACUCUUGAUCAACUGAAUCCCACACUUGCCGAGGCGCUUGCAGCUAUGAAGAGCAAAUCUGAUGUCACGCAAAAGUCUUCUGGGACCUCGAAUAUCGGUUCCGAUGGGUUUUCUAACCGUCGCGAUUCGCUUCCAACAAGAAUGUCAGGUCCUGUCAAGCUUGAAGCACUGACUCCAACAAACUCGACAUCCUCCCAGUGUGCUAAUACUGUGACUUCGGGUCAUCUAGUAUCAUUCAAUGGGCAAACCACUGAAGUACCGGAGGAGAUCCGUUGCCAUCUAUGCGACUAUCCCAUGAAGCUAUGCAUUCGAAAGAGUAAAUACAAGGGUGAAAUCAGGGAGUACGCUGCUUACAGAUGCCUACGCAAAGGUUGCCAAACGUUCCGAUCAGUUCGCAAAGUAAUCGAACCUGAUUUUCCAUGUCCUCGGAAAAGGAAAGCAGAUGAGGUAGGCUAUACGCACACAUGUUUACUGAGAGUUUUG
Molecule: messenger RNA, 1014 nt
Organism: Cooperia oncophora
Lineage: Eukaryota; Metazoa; Nematoda; Chromadorea; Rhabditida; Trichostrongylidae
Source: the annotation of a GenBank genome assembly